Striga hermonthica is the source of this 861-nucleotide messenger RNA. Lineage: Eukaryota; Viridiplantae; Streptophyta; Magnoliopsida; Lamiales; Orobanchaceae. The record is from the annotation of a GenBank genome assembly.
AUGGCUACCAUCUCCCUAGAACAAAACCUCAGCCCUAGGAUCACCCCUGAAGAACCCCAACAACGAAUCGUAACCGUUGAAAUCCCAGGCCUCAUCCGGGUCUUCAAGGACGGACACGUGGAGCGGCCCCAUCUCGUGCCAUGUGUCCCACCCUCAUUGCCCCCCGAGCAUGGAGUGACGUGCGGGGAUGCCACCAUCGACGAGCGCACCUCCGUCUGGGCCCGCAUUUACCUCCCGAGAGCGGCCCCCCAAUUGCUCCCUCUGCUCGUCUACUUCCACGGCGGCGGAUUCUGCGUGGGCUCCGCCUCCUGGGCCUGCUACCACCAGUUUCUCGGCAAGCUGGCCUCCGCCGCCAACUGCGUAGUCGUGUCGGCGGAGGAGGAGGGCUCCAGCUGGUGGGCCAGCCGGUGCGACUUCAAGAGGAUCUUCCUGGGCGGGGACAGCGCCGGCGGGAACAUAGCUUGCCACGUGGCGCUGCGGCAGAGGCCGGCGGAGGUCAGGGGGCUGAUUCUGAUACAGCCUUUCUUCGGCGGGGAGGAGCGGACCGCCUCGGAAAGGCAGGCGUCGGGGUCCGCCCUGACGCUGGCGGCGGCCGACGCGUACUGGCGGAUGGCCCUGCCGGAGGGGGCAAAUCGGGACCACCCAUGGUGCAACCCUGCGGCGCCGGACGUGGAUGUGCUGGUGUGCGUGUCCGGGAUGGAUAUAUUGAGGGAUCGGAAUCUGGAGUUUCGCGGGCGGAGGGUUGAGCGCGUGGUCUACGAGGGCGUGGGCCACGCGUUUCAGAUAUUGGACCGCUCGCCUUUGGCUCAAAUCCGAGCUCGUCACAUGAUUUGUCGUAUAAAAGAUUUUGUUGCUAUGUGA